Messenger RNA from Pipra filicauda (Wire-tailed manakin), 3194 nucleotides. It is a transcript of the gene CASTOR2, whose product is annotated as cytosolic arginine sensor for mTORC1 subunit 2. The transcript has 9 exons. Lineage: Eukaryota; Metazoa; Chordata; Aves; Passeriformes; Pipridae. Gene Ontology annotation, biological process: cellular response to L-arginine; negative regulation of TORC1 signaling. Bases 290 to 1492 code for a protein of 400 amino acids. The record is from RefSeq and is a predicted model, not a curated record. Gene Ontology annotation, cellular component: cytosol.
UGUUCCAGCGAGCACCAGCUGCUCGGCGCCCCGGGCUCCGCUGCUCCUGCCCGGCUCCGCUCCGCCGGCCUCCCCCCGCCCAACUUCGGCACCCUCCGCUCCCUCAUCUCCCAGCCCCCGGAGCCGGGAAGGGGCAGAAGGAAUCGAGGGGAGGCGGGGGAGGAACACAAAAAAAAAAAAAAAAAAGAAAAAAAAAGGCACCGACAAUAACAGCCCCCUCCCCCUCCCCAUUCAAAACCACAAAAUAAACCCCAGGAAUAGAUGAACUACAAAUGAGAAAGAGGAAAAGAUGGAACUGCACAUCCUAGAGCACAGGCUCAGAGUGGCCAGCAUAGCCAAGGAGAACAUCCAGUUGUUUACCUAUGGAUUAAUCAAACUUGCUUUCCUGUCCUCCAAGACGAGGUGCAAGUUCUUCAGCCUCACGGAAACCCCCGAGGACUACACCAUCAUUGUGGAUGAAGAGGGCUUCCUAGAGCUUCCUUCCUCGGAACACUUGAGCGUGGCUGAUGCGACAUGGCUUGCCCUCAACGUGGUAUCUGGUGGAGGUGGCUUCUCCAGCUCCCAGCCCAUUGGAGUGACCAAAAUUGCCAAGUCAGUAAUAGCACCUCUAGCUGACCAAAACAUCUCAGUGUUUAUGCUCUCCACCUAUCAGACGGACUUCAUCCUGGUGCGUGAGCGAGACCUGCCCUUCGUGAUGCACACGCUGGCUGCCGAGUUCACCAUCCUCAGAGUAGUGAAUGGGGAGACAGUGGCUGCUGAUGACUUUGGGAUAACAAAUGGAUUUGUCAAACCAAAACUAGUUCAGAGGUCUGUCAUUCAUCCCCUUUCCAGUCCGAGUAAUAUGUUCUGCGUCACCAGCCUGGAUCCAGAUACCCUUCCUGCUGUUGCUACACUCCUAAUGGAUGUCAUGUUUUACUCCAAUGGAGUAAAAGACUCGAUGGUGGGCAACGAAGACUCGGGACAUAUUCGCUUUUUCUCCUUUUCUCUCAUCGAGGGUUAUAUCUCCUUGGUCAUGGAUGUGCAGACACAGCAGAGAUUUCCUAAUAAUUUGUUGUUUACAAGUGCUUCUGGCGAACUAUGGAAGAUGGUGCGGAUUGGUGGGCAGCCUCUUGGCUUCGAUGAAUGUGGAAUUGUUGCUCAGAUUUCUGAGCCUUUGGCCGCAGCCGACAUCCCAGCCUACUACAUCAGUACUUUUAAGUUUGAUCACGCAUUGCCACACUGGGCCUCACACCAUUUAGGAAGGCCAGCAGACAUCCCCAAGGCUCUCCAGUGUCCAGGACCUAUCACCAGGUGUACUGUACCCCUACUGAUGGUACCCACCACCAUUUCCAUCCUUCAGCUCUUCUCUGGGAGCCACAAACAUGCCCCAUCCUAUUUCCUUAAAAGACAAAGGGAGAUGCUGCUAGUGUAUUUGCCAGACUUAGUUUUACCGGCUCACCGCAGGGUGCAAGAUGCCCAGGAGCCUGGAGAGCUCCAGCAGAGAUCCCGGUGAAGCAUCCCCAGAGCCCUGCAGCCCUUUCAUGGCUUACAUUAGGGCAGUCACUGCUGGGUCCUGAGUCUCAGUCAGCAGCGUGGCUGCACAGCACCAUUGCCACAUGAUUCUCUGCAAGGAGGAGCUGAAGAACCUGGCUGAAAUGUGCAAGAAAAACAGUGAAAUCAGGCGUAUCAUCACCCUCUCGCAGUUGUAACCAUUUAUAGUGGAUGUUUAAAGGGAAGCAGCUCAACUGCAUAAACUGUGCUCAAGAAAAGUAUCUCCUUCUUAGCACAGUGUAACAUAUUUUUUACUCUUCCAGUCAAGUAUAAGAGCCUUCAUGUAAGAAAAUAGUGUGGGAUUGCUAAUCUGAAAUGCAGCCUUAUUGCAGAGCACUGCCUUGAGGGUUUAAUCCAUUAAUACACAAAUAAAUCAACACAGGCACUGCCAUACAAUCUCAGCACUGCCUGUCACUCCCUGCAAAAGCAGCUGUCAUCUUAGGGUAAAUAACAGGAUUUAGGCUGUUAAACUGGUGUUCAGACCCUGAAGACACUGCACACACUGAGAGGCUUUUAGCAUUUGAGUUACCUCACCUGCCCAGGUUCACACCUUUGAGCAGGAGGUGCUGGGCCACUGGGGGAUGGGCAAGGCUCCAGUCCCUUGCAAAAAAUGCUACAAAAAUAGAUUCUGAUGAGUCAUGAUGAAGUAAUAUUAUUUUAGGAGUUAUUAUUUUGAAUGCUGCAGGCUAAUUAUUAGUUCUCUGAGUCAUUUGUUUUUGAAGGAUCCUGCAGAGAAAAGAAUCUGUUGUAAUGCAACAAGUGCCCAAGAUAAUCUUUGUCUUACAGGCACUCGUGUGUUUUAUCCCCAGUUGGGCACUUUGCUGACAAGAUGAGCCCAGUCUUGCUGUGCAGGGGCUCACGAGGUGGCCCAGGGGCCAUGCUGAGGCCAGCUCUCCAGCAGGAAAUUGCCAGCAGGAUGGCAGGGUGUGGACAGGGCACUUGGGCUUGAACCUUUCAUCCAUCUCUCCUGCAGCUUCUUCAGCCCUCAGCCACUGCUGUGCUCGGAGCUGUACAUGCACAGGGCUCUGUGCCCUUCUGGGCUAUUUUAAACCAAACGUGCCGGCAUGGUGCUGUUCAGAGAGUGAAUUACUCGUGUAAUCAAUGCCAAAUCAAGUAGGUUAUUCUAGCUCUAAUUUGAGCUGCUCCCCAUGUGCAUCCCUGGCCCCCACCCCCCUCGCUGCAGGUAUAUUUAGGAAUGCAGGUGUAUUUUGGGCUACUUUACCAUACUUUGAAGGACAAAAUGAUACAAAGUUGCCUUGCAGUGCACACUGGUGGUGACCUGGGGUCACCCCAGCAUGGCAGGGUCCCUCAUCCUGUGGGAGGAGCACAAGCCAUGCAGGUUGGGCCUGCCUUCAACAGGUAAGGGGUGGCAGGGUGAAGAGGGUAUUUUCAUUUUCUGAGCCAAGACCGAGCCUAUCAGCAAUGCUGGCAGCAUCUCUGGGAGAACACACUUUAGAAGGGGGAAAAACUGCUGCACAGCAGCAGCCAGGAUAGAGUGAGAAUCUGUGAGAGACAACCAUGCAGACACCAAGGUCAGUGCAGGAAAGGGAGGAGAGAGAAAAACCAGGAUUAAGGAUGAGCCUGGCAAGAAGAGAAAGGUAUGGGAAAAGCACUUUUAGAUUUCUUCUUAUUCCUCAGCAAUAAAAUAAUUUCUCCAAUAUGAA